Messenger RNA from Fraxinus pennsylvanica, 870 nucleotides. The record is from the annotation of a GenBank genome assembly. NCBI's taxonomy places the organism in Eukaryota, Viridiplantae, Streptophyta, Magnoliopsida, Lamiales, Oleaceae.
AUGGCAGAGAAUAGGGAAGAGGAUGUUAGGCUUGGAGCCAAUAAGUUCGCUGAGAAGCAGCCUUUGGGUACUGCUGCUCAAACAGACAAGGACUACAAGGAGCCACCUCCAGCCCCAUUGUUUGAGCCUGGGGAGCUUAAAUCAUGGUCUUUUUACAGGGCUGGUAUUGCAGAGUUUGUGGCUACCUUCUUGUUCUUAUACAUAACUAUCUUGACUGUCAUGGGGGUUGGUAGAUCAAAAAAUAAGUGUGCCUCUGUUGGCAUCCAGGGGAUUGCUUGGUCCUUUGGUGGCAUGAUUUUUGCACUUGUAUACUGCACUGCUGGGAUUUCAGGAGGGCACAUCAACCCUGCUGUGACCUUUGGUUUGUUCUUGGCAAGGAAGCUUUCCUUGACCAGAGCCAUCUUCUACAUAGUGAUGCAGUGCCUUGGUGCAAUCUGUGGUGCUGGUGUUGUCAAGGGAUUCAUGGAGGGUCCAUACCAGAGGCUGCAAGGUGGGGCCAACUUUAUGCAGCAUGGCUACACCAAGGGUGAUGGCCUUGGUGCUGAGAUUGUUGGCACUUUUAUUCUUGUUUACACUGUCUUCUCUGCCACUGAUGCCAAGAGAAACGCCAGAGACUCGCAUGUUCCGCUUUUGGCUCCUCUCCCCAUUGGGUUUGCAGUAUUUUUGGUUCAUUUGGCCACCAUCCCCAUCACUGGAACUGGCAUCAACCCUGCCAGGAGUCUUGGAGCUGCCAUCAUUUACAAUAGAGAUCACGCAUGGGACGAUCAUUGGAUCUUCUGGGUCGGACCCUUCAUUGGAGCUGCUCUUGCUGCAAUUUACCACCAGAUUGUGAUCAGAGCCAUUCCUUUCAAGAGCAGCCAGGCCUGUUAA